Plutella xylostella (diamondback moth) is the source of this 2712-nucleotide messenger RNA. NCBI's taxonomy places the organism in Eukaryota, Metazoa, Arthropoda, Insecta, Lepidoptera, Plutellidae. The record is from RefSeq and is a predicted model, not a curated record.
CUUCGAUUCAGUGAAUUCAGUUAGUAUACGCUGGGUACUGGGUCGGGUGGUUGCCCAGUGCGUCUCAGCUCCGGUGUAUCGAUCGCACGCCGCCGCUAAACAAUAUCUAGCUCCACAAGUGACUGAAAACAUUCAAAACAAAACACUACACGGCUUAUGAAGUUUAAAAAAACACAGUGAAUUAAUCUAUGAUCACUUAAUUGAACGUUUUCGCGUGUUCCACACGCCCCUUCUACCAAGGUUGUUGUUGGGUUAGCCGGGAGAAAGUUAACAUGAAGGAUAAAAAUCUGCGAGAUGGCGCGCACGAAGCCAUGCUGUCAGAAGGCAAGAAGCCUGUGGUCUCGGCGCAGCAGGCCAAGAGCGACGAGUACGAAGCCCUGCAGUCCUUCCUGCGCAGCAUCAGCUCCACGGCCACCCUGCCACCGUAUGUCAAGGGGGAGACGUAUUCUUCGAAGCGGGGCGUGUUUAACCAGUGUCUCAUCACGUGCGCCGUGCUGAUCCUGGCGGCGGGCGCGGGGCACCCCAUCGGCUUCUCGGCGGUGGCGCUACCCCAGCUGCGCACGGAGAACACCUCGCUGCACAUAGACGAUGAGAUGGGCUCGUGGAUUGCCAGCAUCCACUCGGCGGCCACUCCACUCGGCUCCAUGCUCUCCGGCCCCAUCAUGGAAGCGAUCGGUCGCAAGCGCACGCUCCAGGCGUCCACGCUGCCGCUGGUGCUGGGCUGGGUGCUCAUAGGCACGGCCGCGCGGCACGCGCUGAUCCUGCUGGGCAGGGUGGUCUGCGGCUUUGCUGUCGGGAUUAUGGCGGCGCCUUCGCAGGUGUAUCUCGGUGAAAUAGCUGAGCCAAGAAUACGUGGUCUUCUAAUCGGGACUCCUUUUGUGGCGUACUCAUUGGGAGUCCUUUAUGUCUACGCAUUGGGGGGUGUUUUGCCGUGGCGGAUCGUUUCGUACCUAUGUACGGUGCUGCCUAUGCUGGCAUUUGCAGCCUUAUGCUUCUCUCCCGAGAGUCCAACUUGGCUUGCGCGCCGGGGGAGGUUCCAUGAGGCUAUGGCUGCGAUGGCGAGGCUUCGUGGUGACCCCGACAUUGCACAACGUGAGCUCCACGAGCUGAUCUCAGCGCGAGAGAAAGAGAAGGCACGAGGCGAGGAGACCGUCCCUUUCUUCGCGACCGUGAUUCGGGCGCCGGUGCUCAAACCGCUGAUGUUGAUAAAUGCUUUCAACAUGCUGCAGAUCCUGUCUGGAAGUUAUAUCGUCAUCUUCUACGCUGUCGAUAUUGUCAAGGAUACGGGCGGUGCUAUUGAUUCUCAGAUGGCAGCAAACGCGACAGCGGGCGUGCGUCUCGCCACCACCGUCUUAGCCUGCAUCCUGCUACUGCGAGUGUCUCGACGAGGCCUAGUCCUUGUCUCAGGUGUCGGCACCGCCGUGUCCACUCUAGCCCUAGCCUAUAUGCUCUCCCGAGGACAAGAUGGAGGGGUAUUAGCGUCGGUGUUAGUACUGUCGUAUGUAGGGUUUAAUACCCUAGGUUUUUUCUUGUUACCUGGUUUAAUGGUUGGAGAGCUACUACCCACAAGGGUUAGGGGUUUAUGCGGCGGAUAUAUCUUCUGUUUGUUUAAUGCUGUGCUGUUUGGAUUCACUAAAGCGUAUCCGACGAUGAAGAACGCGAUAGGUAUAAGUGGGACCUUUGGGGUGUUUGGUACAGGCGCGUGUUUGGCUACUCUGGUAUUGUUCUUGAUGCUUCCAGAGACGAAGGGACGGUCGUUGUUGCAAAUUGAGCAGUAUUACCAGAAGCCUAACUACUUCUGGGUGACGAGGAAGAAGAAUAGUGACGGGCAGAAUGUGUGAGAGGGAGAUGGAAGGUUUUGUGUUUGGUUUUGAAUGUAUUGAGUGACCAUGUGGUAGAGUAGGUACUUAAAUGCAGUGUGAUCGUAUUCAGGUACAAAUUAAUGUGGCCGAUUCUGAAACAGUUGACUUAGCUUUAGCGCUGUCUUAACUUGAAUUUUUCUAUGCAACUUAAUAAUAUAUUCUUCCUCAUCAUAAUAUAUAUGCUCCGUUAAAUGUAUUUUUAUAUGCGAUCAUCGCAGGCAGCAUUUAGGCAGCUCUAAAUCUAAGUUUUAUUGCUUAAAUCGGCUCGUAAUGUUUCUCUUCUCAAAUAUGAUACGACCAGUGGUUAGAGUAGAAAUAUUUGACUUGUAUCUCACAUAUUAUAGAAACUUUUAUAGAAUGCAUUUAAAUUUUUACUUGAAUUUAUGUAACUGUGAUUGUAAACAUGUUUGCACUGAGUAAUGUGCACUAUAAAUGUAUAUUAAUACAUAUUAUAUUUAUAUUGUUAUAAUGUUUUAAAAUAUACAUGUAUAUUAUAAUGGAUGUUAUGUAUUAUGUAUGUACUAAAACGAAAAAGACAAAUAAUAAAUCAGCCUGCCGUUUUGCGUAUUGAAAUAUAAAAAUAUAUAAUAAGUGUUGUACCAUGCGAAUGUGCUGGAAACUUGCCUUAAACUGUGUUUGUUUUCGAAUAUUUAUUGCAACUGGAGAUUCCUCAACUGUGAUGUUUAACGACCAUUAAUAAAUAAAUAAAUAAACGUAGGUGCUUCUUCGACAGACAAUUUUACGUGACUAGCUAGUAAGGGCAACGUAAUUUUUGUAUACGUAGAUUAUUUUUAAAAUGUGAUAAUGAUAAGUGAAUAAUAAAAUAAUAAAUAUUUUUAAUGACAACUUA